CGCAACGUUGACACCCACUUUUCAAAAUGGCAGCCGGAGUAACUUUUGAUCCGAGCUCGUUUGAGCGAAAUGUAGUUGGAUUUCAGGCCUCAUCUUCAACCUCCCCCGCAUUACGGAGCUCCGUGAGCUCACCCGAGGUCCAGUUCAACCGCUGUUUCGGCAAACUGAAGGCGCUGCGAGCUUCCGACAGUCCAGACUUCAGAACCGAGCUGAACAUGCUGCUGGAUCAGCUGAUCUCCGAGAACUACAGCAACAACAGCUUCAUCAACGAGAACAUCCGACCACAAGAUGUGUGUGCGCUGCUUGUGCACGUGAGCCGGUUGGUGCCUCACAGUCAGGAACGCCUGCUGGUCAAGUUGUGCCAGUUAAUUCACCAGCUUCUGAACCAGCUACAGGUGAUUGUGGACGAGGAGGCGUUGGACACACUUGUGUCCUACUGUAUACGCGCGCUUCACGUGUGCAGUUCAUGGACACACACGGAGGUCUUGCUCGCUCUCUCCACAGUGCUGUACGCCAACGGAGCCAAGUGUCAGCGGCACCUUCCAGAUCUACUUGGGCAGAAUGGGAUCCUUGUGAAGUAUGGUGACCCCAGUCAGAGUGAUGUAGAGCUCCGGCGCUCUGCCGUGCACUGCAUGGCCAGCCUCUGCAUCGGUGUUCCCGGUAAUCCAUUUUUGGAAGAACCGUACAGAGGAGUGUGUUACAAAAUUUUCCUGCAGAUUCUUCAGUCACGGAAGCCGUCCAGCGUUGAAGAUCUCGUCUACUGUACGUUGUUGCAAAGUGCUCUAAAGGGCAUUCAGUAUUUCCUGAGUGGGGGAAAAUGGAAGGAGAGUCCAGAUCAGGACCUGGGCUCCUUGUUGGCAGCGCUGAAGAAAUUCAUGUUUCAUGGACUGCCAGGGAUAAACGUGGAGAUGCCUCUGGUUCUGUACCCGGCGCUUCUUCCUCAGUAUGACACAGUGAGCAAAAGCGAACCUGCACAGGACGUAGCACCUCAGAAGAAAACACCAGCGAGCCAACAGAAUAAAAAGCGAAAGUCUCGUGGGAAAGGGAAGAAAGCCAGAGAAGAGAAGAAGACAGAUGAAGGAGAAGAGGAGGGUGAGGAUGAGGAACCGGGUUUGAGAACUGUCAGGGACGGAGUGGGUGGAGGACCUGGACGAGGGGAUUUCCAGGUCUGUUCUCCAACAUCUAUCGAACAACAUCGACCACCUUUCCAGCAGGGGGCAAUCCCUCAACUCUUACCAUGCUGGAAGAAAGGGAGCUCUGACUCGGAGUUCUCCGAUCCUGAAGGUGGAAUGGCAUCCAAGCUCAGGCUGUACCUGGCUCGAGUGCGACAGAGCGCUCUGCACUGUUUCCUGGCUGCGGUGAAGUGCGUGGAAAAGAAGGUCCUGUACGGCUACUGGUCCUACUUCAUCCCCGAUGCCCCAGGCAUUGGAAGCCCUCCUUCACUCACCCUGGUCACCAUUGCUCUUAAAGACCCGUCCCCUAAGGUGAGAGCGGCGUCGCUGCAGGUGCUCUCGGCGCUCCUCGAAGGUUCUCGCCAGUUCCUCUCGGCAGCUGAAGACACCAGCGAACUCCGGCAAGCCUUCACUACGUUCUCGGCCACGCUGGCAGCCAGCUUGAGGGAGCUGCACCGCUGCCUUCUGCUCGCACUGCUGUCCGAGUCUUCCCCUCAGACCCUCACGCAGGUCAUAAAGUGCCUCGCCCACUUGGUGUCCAAUGUGCCCUACAGACGCUUAAGGCCUGGUUUGCUCAGCCCUCCGUGGAAACAGAUUCGGCCCUACAUCAGACACAGAGAUGUGAAUGUCCGGGUGUCCAGCCUGACCCUGCUGGGUGCAAUGAUCUCCUGUCAGGCCCCACUGCCUGAAGUGCAGCUCCUCCUGAAACUACCUUCCCCAGGAGGCAGAGAGAGAGACGCGAACACGUCUCCUGACACCAGGGAGACGGAGAAGGCUCCGUGCUGGCUGCUGCAGGUCUGUGUGGCUCUGGUUUCUCAGCCCAGAGAGGAUUCCUGCUCCGACAGUGACACGAAAACAUCGUUCGGCUCAUUAGAGCCUCUACCCGUCCGACUCGAGGCGCUUCAGGUCCUGGCACAUCUGGUGAAGGGGUACUUCUGUCUGGCUCAGGCGUCUCUGCUGGAGCUGGGUCAGCUCAGUGCUCGCUGUCUUCACGAACAAGAUCCAUCCGUGCAGUUACAUGGAACGAAGCUGUUGGAGGAACUGGGCACCGGAAUCAUCCAGCAGUACAGAGCCGAUCCUGCCGAUCCCACCACCACCACCUCGGAGAGCAUCAGUCCUGUGCCUGUGAGCCAGGUGGUACACUUCUGGUCUGAGGUACUGAGCGGUCCUUUGAUCGGAGCCUUACAGAACGAGCAACACCCGACGUUACAGACUAGCGCAUGCGACGCGCUGUCCUCCAUCCUACCGCAGGCCUUCAGCCAGCUCCCGGACAAGACUCAGGUUCUGUGCAUCACUGUGUUGCUCGGGUUGACGUAUAGCGAAAACUCGUUGGUGAAAGCGGCGGCGGUGAGAGCUCUCGGCGUCUACAUUCUCUUCCCGUGUCUCAGAGAGGACGUGAUGUUUGUGGCAGACACAGCUAACGCCAUCCUCACCGUUCUGGACGAUCGCUCACCCAACGUCCGUGCCAAGGCUGCCUGGUCGCUAGGCAACCUCACCGACACACUCAUUAUCAACAUGGAGUCUGUUGGCCUGGAUUUUCAGGAGGAGCUUUCUGACAUGCUGCUUCUGAAGAUGCUCAGAUCUGCUACUCAGGCAUCUGGUGACAAGGACAGGGUAAAGAGCAACGCGGUGCGAUCUCUUGGGAACCUGUUGCACUUCCUGCAGCUAAGUCACCUGCAUAAGCCAGCAUUUGCGCAGCCUCUCGAUCAGGCCAUGAUGGCUCUUAUAGAAGCAGCCAAAGGAGAUGCUACCAUGAAGGUGCGCUGGAACGCUUGCUACGCUCUGGGCAACGCUUUCCAGAACCCUGUCUUGCCUCUGGGCUCUGCCAGCUGGUCCACAGAGGCCUACUCAGCUCUUUCCUCCAUCGUCACGUCCUGCAAGAACUUCAAAGUGCGCAUAAAAUCCGCCGCCGCUCUCUCUGUCCCCUCCACCCGGGAUCGCUACGGAGACGAGCGUCAGUUCGCUGAAGUCUGGCGAGCCCUAACCGAAGCUCUCGAACACAGUGAAGAGACCCAGGAUUUUCUCGAAUACCGCUACUGCGCCAGCCUGCGUUCUGAGCUCUGCAACGCCGUCCUUCACCUCCUGUCCCUGUGUCGAGUCGGAGACCUGCCUACGCUCGGAGCGUCGCUGAGCGGCCGGGCCAGACCUGCCAUGCACAGAUUCAUGGUUCAUUACCUCACAGACGUUCCUUCAGCUUCAGAUGCAGGAUUUCAGACAGACACUACAGACAGACUGAAGCUUCUGGAUCAGAUCCUGAUCAGACUGAAGGAGCUGGAAGGGGAUGCUGGGGCUGGAAGCAGGUCUGAUCUUGACCUGGUGAUUGAAUUCCUAGAGGAUGUUGGGAAAACUCAGAAAAUGUUAAAGGUGUCUGAUGGGAUGGAUGCAACACAGACGUGCAAUAGCACGACUUAGACAUUUUAAUUAUAGGAACUGACAUCGGCUGUUCAUUAAUACGUGAUCUCAAUCAAUCGCUCGAAUAAUUUAUCAUGUUAUAUAAAAAAAGCCAUUUGAUAUGUCGCACACUUAAUUCACUUUAUUAGAAACAUCUCAAAGCUCAUUCAUUCCUGCAGGUCUCCAAGUAGCCAAUCAUGAGGCAGCUGAAGACCGGGAAAAGCCUAGAAAGAUCAUCGUCACCUCUGUGAUUGGAAUGAAACCCAGGAAAUACACUAUAUAGUCACAAGUUUGUGGACACCUCUCCUAAACAUAAGAUUCGUAUGAGCUUUUUGAACAUCCCAUUCCACAUUUAGUCUGCAUUUGCCCUUAUAAAAACCUUCACUCUUCUGGGAAGAUGUUCCACUAGAUUUUGGAGUGUUCUGGUGAAGAUGUGGGUGCAUUUAGAUGCAAGAUUUUUUUUGUUUUUCCAGUUUUUGUAGCUUGAGAUUCCUGACAGGAAUGGAACCCGACGUGUUCUUUAGCUGUUGUGAUGCAUCCACCUCAGGGUUCAAUGUUGUGCAUUUUGAGAUUCUUUUCUGCUCAUCAGAGCUUUAAAGAGUAACUGUUUGAGGUAAUUCUGUCUUCCUUUCUGGCUUUUCUCAUUUCCAACUGCUUACGGAGCAUUCUUUUUGGUAACCCGAGAAUAUUGAUGUUUGAUAACCUGAACGAGAACAUGUUUCUUAUUCAAGCAGAUUUGAUUGCACAUGAGAAGUCUGUAGAUCACUGAUGAUUUCAUGCACACUAAACCCAAGUCCCCCAAAACGGUCACGUUUUUAUUUGCUGCUUUGUUUUUACCAUGUUUCAUGGAAAUAUGAGCUUCUGACAGUUUUGUCUCCUGGGGAAUUGCUUGAUGGUGGACAUGUAUUUUAGCUGUAGAAAGCAACAAUAAAAGUUUUUUUUUUUUUUUUUUUAUUUUAUUUUAUUUUUUUUAUAAAAAGUCUGUGGUUUUUAUUUGUGUAUCUGAACCAUGCAGCAUGAUGUUACUGUAGAGUGUAACUUUUAUCUAAAAACAAAAGGUUUUCCACACAAAUAUAUUUUGCUUAAUCUGUCACGUCCACACCUCUGCACUCUCAUCUCUUUCACUGUCUCUCUGUCUAUCCAACAAUGCUCCUGAGGUACCAGUGCUUCUUCUACUUGGUUCUGCCUGAUUCAUACUGAUGCCCUACCUCUGGAUAGAGUAUUCUUCAACUGGAGACCAAUCUGUGUUGAUGAUGGUUCCACAUGAACAGUGUAAAGAUCCAUGAAGUUACUGAGCAAUACAAUAACUUUUGAGGAUGGAUUUAGACUUAGUCUUAGGACCCCAGGUUGCACAAACGGUUCUACAUUUAAGCGUCAUUUGAACAGUACACCUCAACAGUGAUGGAAUUUUAAUAAAUGGACAUUUGAUGCCACCCAAA
This is a messenger RNA of Silurus meridionalis, 5002 nucleotides long. RefSeq names its product HEAT repeat containing 6 (gene heatr6). The record is from RefSeq and is a predicted model, not a curated record. Lineage: Eukaryota; Metazoa; Chordata; Actinopteri; Siluriformes; Siluridae.